GAGGCGUACCGGCUCCAUAGACAGAAACAUCGCAUUAUGGCCUCGCUCUGAGCCUCCUGAUGCGACAGUUGUGUACAUACCUAACCGGCAAUCCGUCACCAUCGACGCCCUGAUCAUGGACCUCUGGUCCAGAGGCUUUUUUCGGGGCCAUCGGAGUUGUCAUUAGUACUCCCGAAGUACUAUAUUAUUUGAUUUUGAGCACUGUCACUUUUGCACGCCCGGGGAUUUAAACCGAGGUGACAGUAGUAGCACUCACCCCAUCUGCCGGUCAGCUAGCUAGCUAGCUCGCUAAGUCCAUAGCCAAGAAGGGCAUCACUUUUCUUUUGGAGUAAAGGACAAGGAAACUACAACACCACUACUUUAAUUUACAGAAGACUGAUCAGAGGCUGAUUCCCCGAGUUCCCAUCUUGCAACAUAUUCACUAUUGAUUGCUGAAAGGCUGGCAACACAAAACCACCCUAAUGCAGAACCAUAAAAGAACGUGAAAUGAACAAACCACCACAGCCUAUAACGGGACCCACUUCUGUCCCAAACCCUUCCCCAUCCCCUGGAUUGACACAGGCCGCAUACGGUCCUGGACAGCCCCCUUCUCUUGUUUUUGCCACCCCUCCACCUCCACAAAUGAACUCUGCACCACAGCCAAGACAGUUUGCUACAGGCCCCCGUACUUUACACCAACAGGGGGGAUACAGAGCAUUACAGAGUUACUAUCAGAACCGACCAGCCAUGGCCACGAGUGCUCCAAGGGUACAGACGAGUAGUGGCCCACGACCUGUCGGACCUACUCACGUCUACCCGUCCAGCUCCCAGAUGAUGAUGAUUUCCCAGCAGCAGCUCUCUUUUGCUGGCUCCCCGCAGGGCUACUUCAUCCCCCCUGGACAGUACCGGGCCCCAUAUAUGCCUCCUACUCAGCAGUAUCCUGUGACCAGUGGUACAGCAGGCUUCUAUCCAGGAACUAGCCCUGCUGAAUACCCUGCAUAUGCAGGAGCAUACUAUCCAGCUCAGCCACAGUACUCUCCGUCUGUCCAGCCGGCACCGGUCAUGAUCAACCCCGCCCAGCAACAGCAACAAGCCCCGCCUCCUCAGCAACCACCGGCACAGCCACAAGGGCCACCAAAGAGGGAACGCAAACCGGUAGUGUGUCACAACAAAAGGGCAGCGCGCCUCUUGUCUGAGAUAAGAAUACGAGACCCCAACCAGGGUGGGCGUGAUAUCACAGAGGAGAUCAUGUCAGGUGGAAGAUCCACCACCACACCGACUCCCCCACAGGGUUCCACAGCAGAUUCGAAUGCUGCACAGACAAACGGGGAAGUUACACAGUCUGCCACUACAGUGACUAGAAGAGAUGAAAACACUGAGCCUCCUGUUAGCGCUGAAACCCCACCACCACCUCCUGUCACAGCAAAUGCAGAGCCUGUGGAGGAGGACAAACAGGAAACGGACAACCAGAUGACACCGCCUGCUGAGUUAGCCACAAAAUCUGUAGCUCCUGCAGUCGCUGUUGAGGUGCCAUCCCCAUUGUUAAAGGACCUGCCGUCUCCCUCUCCCCCCCCUGCAGCAGCUGAAUCUACUACUCCUACUCCUGCUGAGGCAGAAAAUAAAGUUGAUACUAAAGUUGGUGACACAGUAGACGCUCCUGUCAGACCUUCAGCAUCAUUAGCAGCACAAGAGGCACCUGUCAAGAUGGAAGAACCACAGGCUGCCCCAGCUCCAGCUGAGAAGGUUCCAGAAAAGGAAGUAAAGAAAACGGAGGAAGUAAAGAAAUUGCAAAAAGAGGACCAGGUGGCCAGCGCUAAGUUGGAGCCUGCAGUUGAGCUUGCUGCAACAGUUACCCCUGAUAACGAGGCAAAAGAAGAAACGACUACAAAGACAGAAACUGAAGUCUCUCCGCCUCCACCCUCUGCAGAGGAACCUGCUGCUCCACAGACUCAGAGGGUCGCCCCAAGCUCUGCCCCUGAACCUGAGCCCACACAGGCUGAAGCUGCAGAGCCUCUUCUCUCCAACGGCCUUCCUCAGGACGCCGAGGAACUGUCUGAUGAUGGGGCAUUUACAGACACUACACCCCUUGACAAGCCUGAUGCGUCUCAAUCUCAGGAAUCCACACCUAUGGCUAAAACGGCAAUGCCUGCCCAGGAGGAUGUAGAGGAUGUAGAGGAUGUAGAGGAGGUAGAGGCGGAAGAGGAGGCAGUAGAGGAGGAAGAGAGUAAGGAAAAAAGUGAGGAUGCCCCUCCUGCCUCUGUUAGCUGCCCAGAGGAAUCUACUAUGCAAGCUGCGACGUCCGUGCCAAAGAAGAGGAAGAACAUGAAGGAGUUAAACAAGAAGGAGGCCAUUGGAGACCUCCUGGAUGCCUUCACAGAGGAUCAAGAAGCCAAGCCUGCUCCUGAACCCUCGUCCACUCAGGCCGACCCUGUCCCUGUUGCUCCACCUAAACCUCCCGCUGAGUUCGUAGAUGAGACCUGGGAGGAGAAAGAGGACAAGCAGAACGUAGGGCCUAAUACCACAUCUGAGCCAACUGAGCAGAAAUACCAGUACAAAGAAGAAAAAUGGAAGCCGAUAGAUCCAGAAGACAAGAAGCGGUACGACAGGGAGUUUCUUCUGGGCUUCCAGUUUAUCGGCGCCAGUAUGAACAAACCUGAUGGCCUGCCUGCCAUCAGUGAUGUCGUCCUGGACACGGCGAACAAGACUCCAAUGCGGCCUCCUGACCCAGCUCGAAUGAUGAAUGUUGGUCCUGAUUUUACUCCUUCCUAUUUGGGGAACCUUGGGAGCAGAUCAGUGGGAGGACCACGAGGCCCGCCACCUGGGCCACGUCGCUCCCAGCAGGGUCAGAGGAAAGAGCCCCGGAAAAUCAUCAGCACCAUGUCCCUCGGUGAUGACGUGCAGCUCAACAAGGCUGAGAAGGCCUGGAAGCCCACGGUGAAAAAGUCUACUAGAAGCCGUGCCGCGGAGGAAGUCGAUGACGAUGAUUCCGAAGAGUCCAAGACUCGAGAGCUAUUCAAGCGUCUGCGCAGUGUUCUCAACAAGCUGACUCCUCAGAAGUUUCAGGAGCUGAUGAAGCAAGUGCAAGAGCUGACGAUAGACACAGAGGAGAGGCUGAAGGGAGCCAUUGACCUCAUCUUUGAGAAGGCCAUCUCAGAGCCCAACUUCUCUGUAGCCUACGCCAACAUGUGCCGCUGCCUUAUGGGGUUGAAAGUCCCGACCACAGACAAACCAGGAGUUUUUGUGAACUUCCGCAAACUGCUGCUCAACCGCUGCCAGAAAGAGUUUGAGAAGGACCAGGAUGAUGACGAAAUCUUUGAGAGAAAGCAAAAAGAGAUAGAGGCUGCCAAAGAAGAGGACCGUGAGCGUUUGAGGGUGGAGCUGCAGGGCUCCAGAGACCAGGCCCGCCGCCGCUCUCUGGGUAACAUAAAGUUUAUUGGCGAGCUCUUCAAGCUAAAGAUGCUGACGGAGGCCAUCAUGCACGACUGCGUAGUGAAACUACUGAAGAAUCAUGAUGAAGAGUCUCUGGAGUGUCUUUGCAGGCUGUUCGCCACAAUUGGCAAAGACCUGGACUUUGAGAAGGCCAAGCCUCGUAUGGAUCAGUAUUUUGCCCAGAUGGACAAGAUCAUCAAUGAGAAAAAGACUUCAUCCAGAAUCCGCUUCAUGCUACAGGACAACUUGGACCUCAGAAGGUGUAGCUGGGUGCCUCGUAGAGGAGAACAGGGGCCUAAAACAAUCGACCAAAUACACAAGGACGCAGAGCAGGAGGAGCACAGGGAACAGAUCAAAGUCCAGCAGCAGUUUCUGUUCAAGAAGGACGGAGGAGGAGGAGGAGGAGGCGGCGGCGGCAGGAUGGGAGGGAACAUGGGGGGCCGAGGCUCUCACACAUCAGGAGGCCGCGGGACUAGCCUGCCUCAGGAUGAGGGCUGGAACACUGUGCCCAUCUCCAAGAACAGACCCAUCGACGCCUCCCGCCUUAGCAAGAUCACAAAGCCUGGUUCUCUGGACUUCAACAAUCAGCUGUUGGCUCCAGGGGGAAAAGGCAUGUGGGGUAGCUGGGGCAAAGGCAGCAGUGGAGGAACUGGAGCUAAACCAGCCAGUGGAGAGCCAGAUACUGGUCGUCCAGCUACCAGCACCGUCAACCGCUUCUCAGCCCUGCAGCAGUCUGGCUCAUUACAGUCUUCCACUGACUCUGAUCGCAGAGCUCCACAGAGGUCAAGCUCAAGCCGUGAGCGUGGUGGAGACCGCGACAGGGAACGGUUUGAGCGACUCGAUCGCAGCGAGGGACGGGAAGGUCGUGACGACGGGAGCACCCGGAACCAAAUCACCAAGAGAAGCUUCAGCAGAGAGUCUCAGGAGCGUGGUGGGAGGACUGGAGACCUCCGGGCAUCGACUGAGGCUGUGCGUCGCGUCGCCAGCAUGACUGACGAUAGGGACAGAGGCAGCCGGGACCGUGGUAGUCAGGACAGGGGCAGCCGGGACCGUGGUAGUCAGGACAGGGGCAGUCGGGACAGAGGCAGUCGGGACAGUGGCAGUCGGGACAGAGGCAACCGGGACCGUGGUAGUCAGGACCGUGGAAACAGGGACCAAGGAAGCAGAGAACGGGCCCCAAGCAAAGAUCUCCCAGUUAAGCGUGAGAGCGCCCCCACUCCUCUUCCUUCUCUUUCAAAAUCUGCCUUGAGUGAAGAGGAGUUGGAGAAGAAGUCGAACGCCAUCAUUGAAGAAUACCUCCACAUUAAUGACUUGAAGGAGGCGUUGCAGUGUGUGACAGAACUCAACAGUGCCUCACUGCUCUAUGUGUUUGUGCGGAACGGCGUGGAGUCGACGCUUGAGCGCAGCACCCUUGCUAGAGAGCAUAUGGGCCUGUUGCUGCACCAACUUAUAAAGGCAGGGACAUUGCUCACAGAGCACUAUUACAAAGGGCUAGAAGAGACCCUGGAGGUUGCGGAAGACAUGGCCAUAGAUAUACCUCACGUCUGGCUCUACCUGGCUGAACUCAUUACCCCCGUGCUCCACGAGGGAGGCAUCCCUAUGGGACAGCUCUUCAGGGAGAUCUCCAAGCCUCUCGUGCCUCUGGGGCAGGCCAGCGUGCUGCUGAUACAGAUCCUCAAGUUGCUCUGCAAAGAAAUGACCCCUAAGAAGGUCGGGGCCAUGUGGGCAGAGGGUGGCCUGAACUGGAGUGAAUUUCUGCCCGAGGAUGAAGACGUCAACAAGUUUGUCACUGAGCAGAAAGUGGAGUUCACCACAGGAGAGGAGACCGAGUCAAAGGAAGACGAUGAGAAGAAGGUCCUCACUGGAGAGGAGCUCGGCAAACAGCUGGACAGACUCAUCCAGGACAAAGCCAACAACCAGCGCAUCAGAGACUGGGCUGAGGCUAACUUGGACGAGCAGCAAACUGCCUCCAACCAGUUCUUACGAGCUUUGAUGACUUCAGUGUGUCAGUCUGCCAUCAUAUGUGACACCCCGUACAGGGUGGAUGCUCAGCAGAUCAACCAGAGGGCCAGUCUGCUGCAGAGAUACCUGGCUGAUGAGCAGAAGGAGCUGCAGGCCCUCUACGCCCUCCAGGCUCUGAUGGUGCACAUGGAGCAGCCAGCGAACCUGCUGCGGAUGUUCUUUGACGCCUUGUACGACGAGGACGUUAUCAAAGAGGAGGCCUUCUACAAAUGGGAAAUCAGCAAAGACCCUGCGGAGCAAACAGGCAAGGGUGUGGCCUUGAAAUCAGUCACCGCCUUCUUCACCUGGCUCCGCGAGGCCGAGGAGGAGUCUGACAAGGAAUAAUAAAAAAAGCCGGAACUGAAAGCUGCCGCUCCCCUUUUGGCAAGGCGGGGGCUCUGCAGGCGGCUGCAGAAAGUCAUGGACAAUAUUGCCAGAGAGGCAGACUCAAAUCAAUCCUCAAUGAGGAUAAAUCUUUAUUAUUUUUUUCUUUUCUUUGAGGGAUGGACUCUGAAAACAAUAAUUUCUCUCUACCUUCCCUCUCUUGCUUCCUCAUUACUUCCCCACCUGCUUGUCACAGCAAGUGUCCUCAUCAAAUAAACUUGAAAACUGAUUCAGCAGGAUUGCUUGUUAACAAGGUGUGAAGUAUCUCACAUCACUAAAAAAAAAACCUCUUUUUCUCACAAUAACACAAACCAACAGGCUGCUUUUUUAUGGUUCUAGAUAAUUCUAAUGCCUAACAUCUGGCAACAAUAUCUGAUCUGCAAGAAUAAACAGCAGGGCGUGUGGUGUAGUGGGUUCCCUGAUACGUCAUGCCAUAAUGUGUGUUCAACCCAAACUCCGCUCUUAUGUCUUUGUCCCUUACUGGCGUGUGCAGCAUGACUGAAGUGUGUUUCUAUUAAUGAUACAGUGGACAAAACGUCGAUAGACAAAUGUACAUGAACUAAUCUUAAUUUGAUGGAUGGGGUUUUUAAAGCAAAGGUUGUCUAUUUUCUCUUCCCGUUUCGCACCAUGAACUUACAAAAUACAGAAACACGGAGGACUGGUGUUGACCUUUGACUACUAGGGGGUGUGGUCUUAAUGCUUCCUCUAAGCCAUCCUCUCCCAUCCCCAGUAGUGAACCAUACUGACGGGACUCUUCAUCUUUACCUCUUCUAUACUUAAACCUGAGCUGUCGUAGAGGACACUUAAUGACCCAAUCACCGUUAAAACUUGAAAUCUACAGAAAAGUGACGAUGAAAAUAUAUAUAAAGUAAAAAAAUAAAUAAAAAAAGGCAGCAACACAGAAAUGAUCCGAAAGCCUUUUCUACUUUAAGUAGAAACUUAUUUCAGGAGCGUUCUGUAAAUAUAUAAUGAUAAUUAAAAAAACAAACUUCUUUUUUUCAGUUUUAUUUUUCAGAAGCGAUAAAUUGUAAUGGCAGUAUAACCCUUUUCCAACAGAAACAGCAGUUGUCCGGAUGCAGAGAGGUGCUUUAGAUAAUCCAUUGAUUAUUAGUUGUAUUGGAAUUUUGUAAAUAUUUUUUUUUUUUGCUUUCUUUAUUUAAGAAAUUAUUGCUUCUUUUGCAUCGGAAACUGGAAAGCUGGGGGAACGGAACAUUGCAAAUAAAGGACUUACUAAGUUGCUGA
Molecule: messenger RNA, 7035 nt
Organism: Cottoperca gobio
Lineage: Eukaryota; Metazoa; Chordata; Actinopteri; Perciformes; Bovichtidae
Gene: eif4g1a
Product: eukaryotic translation initiation factor 4 gamma, 1a
Exons: 32
Coding region: 487-5754 (1755 amino acids)
Cellular component (GO): eukaryotic translation initiation factor 4F complex
Molecular function (GO): protein binding; translation initiation factor activity; mRNA binding
Source: RefSeq, a predicted model, not a curated record